Molecule: messenger RNA, 357 nt
Organism: Egretta garzetta (little egret)
Lineage: Eukaryota; Metazoa; Chordata; Aves; Pelecaniformes; Ardeidae
Product: feather keratin 4-like
Exons: 1
Coding region: 1-357 (118 amino acids)
Cellular component (GO): intermediate filament
Molecular function (GO): structural constituent of cytoskeleton
Source: RefSeq, a predicted model, not a curated record
AUGUCUUCCUACAGCCGGACGAUCAGCUCCCGCUGCCUUGCACCCUGCAACGUGACCUGCCCGCAGCCAAUUGCGGAUGCCUGGAGCCAGCCCUGUGCUACGUCCUGUGGUGAUUCGAGAGCUGUGAUCUACCCACCACCCGUUGUCGUGACCUUCCCAGGACCCAUUCUCAGCUCCUGCCCUCAGGAGAGCAUAGUGGGCAGCUCAGCACCAUCCAGCAUUGGGAGCUUGUUUGGAUCCACGAGCUCUCUGGGUUCCAGUGGCUCCUAUGGCUCUAGGAGCUUGUACAAUUUUGGGAGGUCUUAUUCUUCCUACGGAGCCUGUGGUUAUGGUUUGGGGAGCUGCAGACCAUGUUAA